AUGGCAUACGCGCCCAUGAUGGGUGGCCACGGGAUGCAUAUUGAGCCGUCUGGGCAUCCCGUCGUCGUGUCGAUUGUGAGCGGACACCAGCAAUACCCCCAACAGCAAUACCCCCAACAGCAAUACCCCCAACAGCAAUACCCCCAACAGCAAUACCCCCAACAGCAAUACCCCCAACAGCAAUACCUCCAACAGCAAUACCUCCAACAGCAAUACCUCCAACAGCAGCCUAUGGUCGCCUCAACAAUGGGAGGUCAGCAAGUCGGCGGACAGCCUGUGAUCUUGUCUUUCAUGGCUAAUCAACCUCUCGUAAUUCUGUCAUACCUGGGUGGUCAGAGGGGCUUCCAGCAUCCCGUCGUUUUGUCCACGAUGGGUAGUCAACAGCCAGGUUUCGGUGGACCACAGGCAAUGGCCAUGUCGAUCAGUACUCAACCACAAAGCGCGAAUCUGAUGCGACAACAAAUGAUGAUGCACGAUGGUCAGCAAGUUUUUCAGAGUGAGGACCAAUUUACGGGGGAACCUAGACAGCCUGCUCCAGUGCUACUGGACGGUGUCAGACCGCAACAGGGAUCGGUGCUCACUCGACCUCCGGUUGCACCUGGAUCGACGCUUCGACAGCCUGGAGCGCCAGGGCCGUUGAUGGCAAGUACUCAGAUGCUCCCAGCAAAACCUGGACCACAGAUACUCCCAGCAAAACCUGGACCACAGAUACUCCCAGCAAAACCUGGGCCACAAGUACUCCCGGCAAAACCUGGACCGCAGAUGUCUCUUUCAAAACCUGGACCACAAAUGGCGCCGAAGAUGCCUAGUAAAAAUAUAAGAUAA
Messenger RNA from Varroa destructor (honeybee mite), 825 nucleotides. RefSeq names its product gamma-hordein-3-like. Lineage: Eukaryota; Metazoa; Arthropoda; Arachnida; Mesostigmata; Varroidae. The record is from RefSeq and is a predicted model, not a curated record.